Molecule: messenger RNA, 2303 nt
Organism: Haliotis rufescens (red abalone)
Lineage: Eukaryota; Metazoa; Mollusca; Gastropoda; Lepetellida; Haliotidae
Exons: 5
Coding region: 5-988 (327 amino acids)
Source: RefSeq, a predicted model, not a curated record
CAAAAUGGCAGGUCCUUGGAACCUGUUUACGUUUUUGACAUUUGGAAUUUGGAUCUUUGCAUUCGCCUUCACAAGUGCAUCUGUAUCCUACUGUUGGUAUGGUGAUAUUGAAUCUCAUGCAUCAUUGAUGAAUGAAACAUGUGCAUCAGGAAAAGUGAGCAUGGCUAACAUUGUGUCCCGAGAGAAUGGUGCCGCUACAACGCUACCACCACCACAGAACUUGACUCACUCAACGGCGGGGGCAGCUGUGUCCGUCAGUAAAGUUGCACACUGCAUGAUCUUCAGGUACAUGAAGCACACCGAGAUUGGGGCAAGACAGAAGACCUAUGAAAUCAGCAUGUACGCCAACUACUCGUGUGACCAUCCUGGGUUGUGUAAAGGCAUAAGAAGUGGAUGGUUGUUCAAUGUGACAUACAAAGGUCUCCAUGGAGAUGUUUACUGUUGCAACACCAGCCAGUGCAACAUCCACAUUCAGGGCAUUCCUCCGCAGCAACAAAUCUGCUACUCUGGGAGCAACAUCACUCUCAGACCCACAGCCAGUCUUGAAGUCUGUAAAAUUCCUGUUUGUGGUCGGGCCACUUGGAAGCAGGAUGGGAAGAGAGUGACUCAGUAUUUCUGUGAUAACUUCUCUUACUGUCAACAAAAUGGCAUCACAGUUGGUAAUAACAGCAACUGCAAGCAGGUACCCAUGGGUACGACCAACAGGACGGAGGAGCUGUGCUGCUGUAGCCGGAACAAGUGUUACAUCCCAUCAUGGCCAGUCAAACAGCAGAGCAAGCAGCGAUCCUCCAACAGCAGCAGCAACAAGCAGUGGAUCAUUGCAGGAACUGUCAUCACUCUCACGUUCUGCUUCGGAGUUGGUGCUGGUAUUCUACUGGCUCUCAUGCAGCAUCGGAAGAAUGCAAGGGGAGAUAAUCAUGUGGCCCUGAUGUAUCGGAGGAUUGGGGAGUGUGACAGGCAAGGAGAUGAAGAUGUGCUGAUAACAUAGGUCAGGAUCUGCGGGAUAACACAAAACCUGUUGCUUGACACCAUAACUACAACAGCAUAAUGUUGUUGUUUCAAAAUCACCAAAUUUAAUUUGAAAGCAGUUGCCUUAAUUUUGUUAUCCUGAAGAUGUGGCCCUAAUGUGAUACCUUAGACGGGCCAUAUCGAUCAACUCUUGUUGCCUCUAAAAUAUUUCUUUUGGAUGCCAAAAGUAUCCAUUACACCUUAUUGCAACUGCAAUGUUGAUUCCUUUGUUGAUCUUCCUAUCAGGACAAGAAUAUAUUUUAUUUUAUUUUAUUUUGAGAAAAUGAGAGUUAUAUUAACGUCAGAUAUAGGUUGGCUUGGUACCCGUAGAUGACUUUGACCUGUUCAACAAAGGUAUCUUAAUGCUACCACUGUAUAUAUUGAAACAUGCUUCGUACAAACUAGCCAUGUGUAUUCAUUCUUUUACUGUGGUAGCUGUACCAGGUAUGUUUGUUAACUGUACAGUUAACAUGGCGUUCACUUGCUAGAUAAACUUGCAGUAGUCGUAGCCUCGAACUUGGUGCUUCGUACACCCUAGCCGUGUGUAGAGUAGGUAUUCACACUUUUACUGUGGUAGCUGUAUGUUUGUUAACUGUACAGUUAACAUGGCGUUAACUUGCUAGAUAAACUUGCACUAGUCGUAGCCUCGAACUUGGUGCUUCGUACACCCUAGCCGUGUGUAGAGUAGGUAUUCACACUUUUACUGUGUUGUCAUAUGUUUGAUGAAUUUUCCUAAUGUACAGUAAACAUGCCGUUAUGCUAUGUGACUAUUGUCACUAACAUGAAGCCAUCUAUAUUGUUUGUAGUGGUGUAUAGAUGAUAGGAUGCAACCUGAACAUGCCACUGUGUUCAAGGGCCAGUCUGUGUAGUAAAUACUGUAAAUCUUGAAAUCAACGAAAGCAUGAAUUAAAUGCAAAAGAUGCGAGUGGUCCUUGUUCGCAUUCAUGAAACUUUGCAUCUGUGUCUAAAAAAUUACUAUGAACAAUAAGAGGGCCUCACUGCACACUUUGGACAGCAGUUACUUACUUAAAUUGGGAAUUUAACUUGCACUUUCAGACAUAUGCGUAUUUCGCGCACGGGCCCGCCAGGACAUUUAGUGUUUGGUCGAAAAGGGUACGUCCGAAAAGGGGAGGCAACCUAGGGGGACUUUAGGGUUGCUUACUUAAUUUGGAGAACAAAUUUGGAAUUUUGAAAUAAGCAGAAAUACCAAACUGAAUAUAUACACAAACAGUUUUACUGAGCAGCAGAUGUAACAAGUAUAUAACAAUGUUAUUCAAAGAAUAGGAAUUACACAA